This is a messenger RNA of Ambispora gerdemannii, 747 nucleotides long. The record is from the annotation of a GenBank genome assembly. Lineage: Eukaryota; Fungi; Glomeromycota; Glomeromycetes; Archaeosporales; Ambisporaceae.
AUGAUCGAUAUUUGUCUGGAAUUUGUCGUCACAUCUUCAUUUUUAACGUUAAUGCAAGACGAUGUACGUAUUCCAAAUUUGUUCAUGCAUUUUUGUACAUUGUAUAAAUCACAAAUAGAGCUAUUAAAAGCAUUCUCUUCGAUCACAAAUCCUGGCUGGCAAGACGAACGCCUAAGAGAAUGUAUUCUCGGUUGGUUCUCACAACACAAAGAGUUCACCGAAAUUCAAAUCGUUGAGCACUUAAAACAAGUCGCUCGAAACAAUUAUAAAUACGCAUGUCUACUAGGAUUCUGUUAUGACAAAGGUUUCGGUACAUUCAUCGACCCGCAAAAAGCAUUUCAAUGGUAUCUACGAGCUGCUGAACAGAAUGACUCAUUCGGUCAAAACCAGGUUGGAUAUUUCUAUCAGAAUGGAAUCGGCACCAAGGUAAAUGAUGAGAAAGCUUUCUAUUGGUAUCAAAGGUCCGCGGAUAACGGUUGUAGUGAGGGGAAAUCUAACCUUGGAUCCUGUUAUGAGUAUGGAACGCACGUGAAGCAAGAUCGUAAAUACGCAUUUUACUGGUAUUCUAAAAGUGCAGAGAUGGGUGACGAACUGGGAAAAUGGGAUUUGGCAGAUAUGUUUUUUUACGGCUUGGGAACGAAUGUUGAUGUCCAUCGCGCUUUGAAGUUAUAUUUGGAGGCGAAAAAUCUGGGAUGCAUGGAUGUUGAGUAUUAUGUUCGUAACAUUUUCAUUAAUUCAUUAAUUUAA